AUGAGCACGUUCAGCGAAGCGCCGGCGGGGAACGCCGCGAAGGGAGCGAAGAUUUUUAAGACGAAGUGCGCGCAGUGCCACGUCGCGGAGAAGGGCGGUGGACACAAGCAGGGUCCUAACCUCGGCGGCUUGUUCGGCCGCGUCUCCGGCACCACGGAGGGUUUCUCGUACAGCGCGGCGAACAAGAACAAGGGCGUCACAUGGAGCGAGAACACCCUGUACGACUACCUGUUGAACCCGAAGAAGUACAUUCCGGGCACGAAGAUGGUCUUCGCCGGUCUGAAGAAGCCGGAAGACCGCGCGGAUUUGAUCGCGUACCUGAAGGAGAGCACCAAGUAG
Messenger RNA from Ostreococcus lucimarinus CCE9901, 339 nucleotides. RefSeq lists its product with no specific name. Lineage: Eukaryota; Viridiplantae; Chlorophyta; Mamiellophyceae; Mamiellales; Bathycoccaceae. Gene Ontology annotation, biological process: mitochondrial electron transport, ubiquinol to cytochrome c; mitochondrial electron transport, cytochrome c to oxygen. Gene Ontology annotation, molecular function: electron transfer activity; heme binding. The coding region runs from base 1 to 339 and encodes 112 amino acids. The transcript is spliced from 3 exons. Gene Ontology annotation, cellular component: mitochondrial intermembrane space. The record is from RefSeq and is a predicted model, not a curated record.